GCAUAAAAAAAAUAUACACAAAGAGAAGAAAUUAGACGGACUGCUAUACUGCUGCUAUAUAAACAGAGAAUGGCUUGCUUAAGUGGUUACUGUAGCAGCUUCGUGUGUUUUCCUUCGUCAAAACCCAUAUCAAAAAUGGCUGCAACAUCUGUGAAAGCAGAGGCCAUCGCUAUCGAGAAAUCUGGUGUCAAGAUCGUAAGGAAUCCUCCUGAAUCCAAACUCACCGAGCUCGGCGUCCGCUCUUGGCCCAAGUGGGGUUGCCCUCCAAGCAAAUUUCCGUGGACAUAUUCUGAUAAGGAAAUAUGUUAUCUUCUGAAAGGUGAAGUGAAGGUAUAUCCUGAUGGAUCAGAUGAGGCUGUUGAAAUUGGUGCUGGUGAUUUGGUUGAGUUCCCAAAAGGAAUGAGCUGCACUUGGGAUGUUUCUGUUGGUGUAGACAAGCACUACAAGUUUGAGUAAACCAUUAUUUCUUUUUCUCAUAUGAAUAAACUACUGAUAAUGAAACUAUUUGCUACAUGUAUGAACUUCUAACUAGUUUCCUAAUCUUAUUCACCCUACUUUCUGGCCUUUCCUUUUA
Messenger RNA from Manihot esculenta (cassava), 574 nucleotides. RefSeq lists its product as uncharacterized. The coding region runs from base 70 to 456 and encodes 128 amino acids. The transcript has 2 exons. Lineage: Eukaryota; Viridiplantae; Streptophyta; Magnoliopsida; Malpighiales; Euphorbiaceae. The record is from RefSeq and is a predicted model, not a curated record.